GGGUGCAGCAAUAAAAAACAGACCCAUCGUAGCGGAGGCUUUAAUGGCAGCGCUCGUGAUGUUGAUUACAGCCUGAAAAUACCUACCAUACCUACUAGCGGUCCAUUGGGGCAAGCAGAACAGACCUUGCGACAUGCCGACAUGGAGUCGUGCCGAAGUGGAGAGGGAGAACGACGCGCGCACGGAUUGGUCGAACCCUCGCUCGACUCGACGAUGGUUGGCUGAGAUUCCCUGCGAGCAGGAGAAAGCGGCGGAACCUAUAAAAGCACAAGCUAGAGCCUCUUUCUCGCGAUUAGUGUUUGAGGAGUCUGUGGAGUCAGAGUGCGGAGUGAUGCGGGCGAGAAGGAGAACACGAGCCUGACUAACCAACUGCGGAGUGCGACUGUGCGCGCUCGGGCGAAAUUGUAUUUGGAAAAGAAGCCAGAGAAGAGAGACGAGGCGACUGGGAGCGCGACGCCCGCGACGACGACGAGGAAGGAGAGUAACGAGGGCACGGGGCUGCGAGUGCGAGCAUACGGUGCGUGCGCGCCUAACACGUUCGUCGGAUCUCGCCCGCGGCGGGAGAGAGGAUCAUUGUGUUCCCCGGGGAGUUCUCCCGUGGAGAAGGCGCGCGGGGAGCGCAACGGGGCGAGGCCAGGUGCGGCCCGAACGCGGGGACGCCGGGACGCCUGGCCAAACAAACGCGAACGGCCCGUCGUCCGCCAUCUUGGUCAGCGAGGUGUCGUUGUUGUCCGCUCCGGGGAACGGACGGGGCGAGGCGGAGCGGCCGCGGGCGGAAGGAUAGCGAGGUACUAGGGUGGCUAACGGUCACCGAAUGUGGUCGAAUUUGCGAGGAACGCGUACUGGGAGGACAGCGAGAGAAGAGGAGCACGAGGCGAGGUAGCAUCGCGCGAACAGCUCCCCCGGGGUGCCCCGCCGCGCUUAUCCCACCGCGUCGUCACCGUCGUCGUCCCCACUACCGCGCUGCCCUGGAUACUGUGAUUAUUGCGCAGUUGGAAAAAUUGUUGGGCAGGGACGCGGCGCAUCGUCCACGAGAGGCGGCCAGCAAACGUUUACUGGCCGACGAGUUGGCUAAGUGAGGAGGUGCAGUGCGACAGAGAGAGAGAGAGAGAGAGAGAGAGAGAGAGAAAGAGAGAGAGAGUGAGAGAGAGAAAAAGAGAUAGGUAGACAAACAUCCGAGCCAUGACGAACUCCGCGCCCAAGUUAGACAACGCCAAGGUGGAUCGGCAGGCCUCGCCGAAGGUCGGGUAUCAACCCCAGCACAACCACCAUCAUAAUCGUUCCAACAGUAAAUCGUCACCGACGGCCGGCAGAGCUGCAGUCCGUACAGCCCAUCGUCCAAGAGCGCGAGAAACUCGCCGCAACAACAGCCGCAACAGCAGCAGCUGCAACCCCAACAACCAACAGCAGCUGCAGCAGCAACGGCAACAACAGCAGCCGCAACAGCAGCAGCAGCAGCAGCAGCAGCAGCAACAGCAGCAACAGCGUUGCGAGCAGUACAGUCCGAGCAGCAGCCCGACCAACAAUUUCUACGCGGGCGCAAAGUUCUCGGAAACGCCAUCACCUGCGAGCGUGCCCAAGCCGCCGAGUCGUUGGACGGCGAGCAGAUUGGUGAACGGCUGCCGCCAGUUGAACAGCGCGAGCAGCGAGUACACGAGGCAACUGCGUAUAGUGUUGAACGUCCAGGCCUGAUACCCGAAGACCAAUAACGCAUACGCCAGCAACGCGCGAGGAGAGAGAGGCGGCCGUCGGCAGCUUUCAGGGAAUCAGGUACGGUAGGGAAUCGUCGUCGACAAAAAAAAAUCAUCGGCCAGGCGGACUGCGGGAUUAAGAAGGGACGAUGAUAGCGACGGCGAUGAGAAUGCAUGUGAAGAUUGCAAUGACGACGAUGAUGGUGACACCGUGUGCGGUUCUUAUACACA
Vollenhovia emeryi is the source of this 1922-nucleotide messenger RNA. Its product is annotated as probable basic-leucine zipper transcription factor R. Gene Ontology annotation, cellular component: nucleus. The record is from RefSeq and is a predicted model, not a curated record. Lineage: Eukaryota; Metazoa; Arthropoda; Insecta; Hymenoptera; Formicidae.